Nycticebus coucang (slow loris) is the source of this 3705-nucleotide messenger RNA. Its product is annotated as melanoma-associated antigen D4-like. Lineage: Eukaryota; Metazoa; Chordata; Mammalia; Primates; Lorisidae. Gene Ontology annotation, cellular component: nucleus. The coding region runs from base 1583 to 3505 and encodes 640 amino acids. The record is from RefSeq and is a predicted model, not a curated record. Gene Ontology annotation, biological process: negative regulation of transcription by RNA polymerase II. The transcript is spliced from 11 exons.
AGGGGCUGGGUGGUCCGGCCUGCUGUGCUGGCAGCAGUAGGCCAGGGCGCGGCUGCGGGGUUCCCGGGGCUGAAGACCAACGCCAUCGGAACCCCGGGGAAGGUAAGGAUUCAGCUCCAGACAGGACCGGGAGAGGGCGAGUGGCGCCCGAUACGUUGCGCCCUUCUCCCCUCUCCGGAUCUGAACAAAGCCCAAGCACACAGAACCGGAACCCCAUUAGACCAGAGGUCUAGAUGGGAGCCUCCCCCUCUUGAACACCAGACUCUGGAGCGCUGAUCCGAGCCCUUUUUAUAAGUGAAACCAGUACCCGAACGAGCCCUUUCAGCAGACCUGUGUGUUCUGUCUGAGCUGAGCUUCCUUAGCCUGGAGGCCCCACCCCCACCUCUCCUAGAUUACUACAACCGAGCUGACCGCUUGCCCCCUUCCUGGAGUGCCAGUCCUUGGAUUUGAGAUCUCCAGUGCUCCAAAUGGAGCCUCAGCUAGGUCCUAGACCCUCAUCUCAUCCACCCCUAGCGCUCCAGCAGGAGCCCCACCUAGACCGGGAUUCAGCUGAAUCCCCCCUCCCAGACCUGGCCGAAAGGGCCCUGGGAUUCUGUUUCUCAGAGCUUUGUCUGAGUCCUCCGUCUGCUUCCCUUUCAUCCUGAUGCCCUGCUCUGGCCCUUAAAUUCAAGCCCUUUGUUUUCUCCUCUCUCAAUACAUCCUCUUUGGGACUUUUGGGACCCCACCCCUCCAGGACACCUCCUACUCCAAUCCAGCUGCUAAGACAGCCGCCUGCCAAUCCUAAACUCUCACUCACUUCAGGGUGAGAUAUAUCCCUUUCCUAGGGCUCUGUCCCUGAGGGAGUCUACCCCCAUUAGGCACUCCCACCCCCCUGUAUUGUCUACGGCCUAGUAACCUGAUGAUCGUUGCCCUUCACCUCCUGAGAGAUCCCGCCUCCCACUGGAUCCCGCCGCCUCCCCCCUGCAGCUUCCUCACCCUUCUCUCAGGCUGAGCUCUCUCUCCUGGGGACUCGCAGCAUGGCUGAGGGAAACUACAGCGUGGAAUCGUAAAACUGCAGUCUUGAAGACAUGGAUGAAGGGAGGGACGAGGUCAGGGAAGAAGAGAUGGUCGAAGGCAACGACUAUGAAGAAUUUGGUGCUUUUGGUGGCUAUGGCACCCUCACCAGCUUUGACAUCCACAUCCUCAGAGCCUUUGGCAGCUUGGGUCCAGGCCUCCGCAUCUUAUCGGUGAAGCCCCUUCUGGGCCACCUUUGAAGGCGGAAAGGGGUGGGAUGAAGUGGAAAAUCGAGUGGAGGAGGAAUGCCCAGCUUCCCCAAACCUUCCCUCACCUGCUGGGAGGAGGAGGAGGAGGAAGAGGAAGAGGAGGAGGAGGAGAAGGAGUUUUGGGGAAGGUCUUGGGAUGGUCAGGGCUGGCUUCUGGAGGGAGGCUGGUCAGCACAGGGAAGCAUGACACAAGUGUGUAGGGUGGUCUGGCUCUCUACCCUUCUGUCUGGCCUUGCAGAAUGAGCCCUGGGAACUGGAAAACCCUGUGCUAGCCCAGACCCUGGUAGAGGCAUUGCAACUGGAUCCAGAAACACUUGCCAAUGAGACGGCUGCCCGUGCUGCCAACGUCGCCUGCGCUGCAGCCUCCAACCGUGCAGCUUGGUCUGCCCCUGCCCGUACCUCCUUCAACCAGGUGGUCACUAACCACUGGGUGGCUGCACCACAGGCCUCAAGAGACCAUACUCAGCCCACGACCUACACUGAGGCUUGGGGGGGUGACCCCUGAGACACCCCUGGCUUCUCCACAGAUCUCCCAGAUGUUUGUCACCAGUGAGGUGGCUGCCCCUGAGGCUCCAGCAACCUCCACGCAGUAUCAUAUAGCCUCCCCGGCCCAGAAGUCCACUACUGGGGCCCCUAGUACUGCUUGUGUUUCCUCUCAGGCCCCAUGUGCCAGUGAGGUGGAUGCCACCCGACCCAAGACAGUCUUCCUGGGCCAGAACAAUGUCUUUGAUUUCACUCAGCUGGCAGGUGUCAGUGGCAUGGCUUUCCCACGCCCCAAGAGACUUACCCCAGCCCAAGAGACUGACGCAGAGGGCCCCAGUGUUGCCUCCAGUGUGCCCCAGGCAGCACCUGCGAGGGAGGCAGCAGCCGCCCAGCCCAAGGCGACCAAGUCUGGGAAGGCUGUGGCUAAGACUCGGUGGGUGGAGCCUCAGAAUGUUGUGGCAGCAGCUGCUGCCAAGGCCAAGAUGGCCACAAGCAUCCCUGAGCCUGAGGGUGCAGCUGCCACUGCUCAGCACAAUGCUGAGCCCUGGGCCAGGAUGGGUGGCAAGAGGACGAAGAAGUCCAAGCACCUGGAUGACGAAUAUGAGAGCAGCGAGGAGGAAAGAGAGCCUCCUAUGGUCCCAGCGACCUGGAGAGCAUCACAGCCCUCGUUGACAGAGCGGGCUCAGUUGGCCCCUCGGUCCCCGGUGGCCCUGAGGUCCCAGAUACCUUUAAGGCACGUACUGUGCUUGCCCCCUCGCAAUGCGACCCUUCUGCAAGAGAGGGCUAAUAAGUUGGUGAAAUACCUGAUGAUUAAGGACUACAAGAAGAUCCCCAUUAAGCGUUCAGACAUGCUGAAGGACAUCAUCCGAGAAUACGACGAACGUUUCCCUGAGAUCAUUGAACGGGCAACAUACACUCUGGAAAAGAAAUUUGGCAUCCACCUAAAGGAAAUUGACAAAGAAGAACACCUGUAUAUUCUGGUCUGCACACGGGAUUCCUCAGCUCGCCUCCUCGGAAAGACCAAGGACACUCCAAGGCUGAGUCUCCUCUUGGUGAUUCUGGGUGUCAUCUUCAUGAAUGGCAACCAUGCCAGCGAGGCUGUCCUCUGGGAAGCACUACGCAAGAUGGGACUACGCCCUGGGGUGAGGCACCCGUUCCUUGGCGAUCUGAGGAAGCUCAUCACAGAUGACUUUGUGAGGCAGAAGUACCUGGAAUACAAGAAGAUCCCCAACAUCAGCCCCCCUGAGUACGAGUUCCUGUGGGGCCUGCGAGCCCUCCAUGAGACCAGCAAGAUGAGGGUCCUGAGAUUCAUUGCCCAGCAUCAGAAUCGAGACCCACGGGAAUGGAAGGCUCAUUUCUUAGAGGCCGUGGAUGAUGCUUUCAAGACUGUGGAUGUGGAUAUGGCUGAGGAACAUAACAGGGCCCAGGUGAGGGCCCAUAUGAAUAUCGGGGACGAAGCUCUGAUUGGACGGUGGAGCUGGGAUGACAUACAGGCCGAGCUCCUGACCUGGGACGAAGACGGAGAUUUUAGCGAUGCUUGGGCCAGGAUACCCUUUGCUUUCUGGGCCAGAUACCAUCAGUACAUUCUGAAUAGCAACCGCGCCAACAGGAGGGCUACCUGGAGAGCUGGUGUCAGCAGUGGCACUAACAGUGGGUUCAGCACCAGCAUCCUAGAUGGCCCCAGCACCAGCUCUACCAUCCGGACCCGAAAUGGUGCCAGGGCUGGCACCAGCUUCUUCUCCUGGAUCCAACACCGUUGAUGAACUGCAGCAGUCUUACUCAUCAAGCCAGGGUGCCUCCUCAGAUUCCUUCUGAACACAGCACUCUAGGUAGCUUCUACCUGUCAGUUGGAGGUGGCAUUCAAGAUGAAGCUUUCUUUGCUCUCCCUGCUUUCAUUGUGUGUUUUUUCUUGUGGUGUCAUGUUUUUGGUAUCAGUGUUACAUUAAAGUUACAGAAUUAA